Molecule: messenger RNA, 2436 nt
Organism: Rhipicephalus microplus (southern cattle tick)
Lineage: Eukaryota; Metazoa; Arthropoda; Arachnida; Ixodida; Ixodidae
Product: endothelin-converting enzyme 2-like
Source: RefSeq, a predicted model, not a curated record
AUGGCUGAUAAGCUGGAGACGAAGAAGAGCGGUGAUGCGAAAGAGUGGCGCGAGUCUCCACGCACCCGCCAAGAGCGGUCUACCUCGCUGACUGACGUGCAUGGGCAUCCGGAAUUGGCGAGGCGUCUUGAUGUCCCAGUGGCGAAGGAUGCCUCUCCGGCCAAGGACCGUCGACUCUCCUUGCGAGGUGUCGGCGGAGAGGUUCGUGAACAGCCGGAUAACACCGACCAGAAACCGGAACCCGGCCCCGAGAAAGAGGACAAGCACGCGCUUCGUCGCACCGCGGCCACAACGUCUCUGCAGCGGUCGCCACAGCGCAGUCCGGGCAAGACGUGUCUCUUGGCCAACUCCACCGUGCUCCUGGUAGCCGCCAUUUCAGUCGCGCUCCUCAUCGGCGUGCUUGCUUGGCACAAGAGUCGGAGCAGAUACGCCCAGUACCCCCUUCCGCCCGAUCCCCGUGGCCCGUUGCGAGUGAGGCGCUGCCGCAACGAAGCUUGCCGCCGAAUCGGAGCGCUGCUCAAUGACGCCCUGGAUGAUAACGUGCAACCCUGCGAAGACUUCCACGCGUACGUGUGUGGGUCCUGGUCGCACAAGUAUCCGGGCAAGACCAUCGCGGAAGUACUCGCUUCGGCAUUCCUGGGGCACGUCACCCGAAGCGCCAGAAAGAACGUCGUCAUUUCGUCGAAGCGUACUGCCAGCAACCAGACAGCAGUUCAGAAGGCUGCGACGCAUCUAGUCGCGUGCGACAACAUUGUCGCGCUCUCGGACGACCAGACUUCCAACGUCAAGCACGUUCUGGCUGAAGGUGGCAUAGCUUUAGGGUCUGCAGCAGAGAACGCAUCUACGCCUGACGUGUUGAAGGCCAUGUUUUACAUGUCACAAGUCGUUCACAUUCCCGUGCUUCUGGACGUGUCGGUGGAAUACGACGUAGAACAACGAGUGUCAAUACAGAAGCCAGAAAACACGGCAACACUUCUGGAAGAGUCGAAGCGUCAUUUGAAUGGCACAGCUUCCGCUAAACACGACAGAUACGUUCGCGCCAUUUACGAGAGUUUUUCCGAAAGUGAUAACACCUCAGAGUACGAAGAACUAUUCAGGAACAUAUCCCGCUUAGUGUCAACUUUGGUGACCUCCCUGAGCUCUUCUCUCGUCGACAGCGAAAAAGGCAAAGACGGUGUCUGGUUCUCUACUACAGCUUCCGUACACCAAAUUUCGCGAGCCAUCUCGAAAGACCGUUGGCUCAAGGCGUUCGAAGUUUUCAUGAGCAUACCAGAGGAACGCAAUAUGCCGGUCGCUGUGUACACCGGCUCUUACUUCCAGGCCCUCUUCACUCUCGAAGAGAAGCUCGGGGAGGCCGAUUUUGCGCAGCUUUAUUCCUGGCUCUGUAUACAAGCGCUCGUCCCAUUCACAAGUGGACGCAUCAUAUCGGCGCAACAAGCAGCUCCUCGAAGCACUGUUCUGCAUAGGCACAGGUGGCAGUGCUUCCGCAACGCCGAACGAGUCUUCCACUACGCCCUUGAGUACCCGUACAUGGCCUCCGUAGUCGACGACAAUGUCUCGAGGGAUGUCGUGGCUCUGAUGCGGAGAAUCAGCCGGUCGUUCAGCAAGGUCGUUCUGCGAACGCCGGUACGGAACAGUAAUUGCACCUUCAACAGCGACGAGGUCAUGGCGGGAGUGCACGCGGAGUUGUUCAGUCGCCCCAAGCCUGACUACUUUGAAGGCUAUUACGCCGAUUUUCCCGACAUGACGCUGAAUUCGUUGACCAACUGGAUGCUAACGGUCGAAUUUGGUGGCCACCGCACAGCAACGAGCAGCGUCACGCCGGGUAGCAGCGGAGACGUCGUGGACGUCGACUAUGCCCGCGCCUGGAGCAGACCUCUGGAAGCGAGCUACCUGGACGAACCGUGGUACUCGCUGGGCGUGCCCCCGGCUGUCAAGAUUGCCGGCCUAGGUUCCCGCCUUGUGUCGAGGUUAAUUACGGAGCUCGUCUCCAAAAGACGUGCCUGCGACAAGACGCUCCUCGCGGACGUCGAAGGUACGAUCGACUGCCUGGCGGCGACAUACGAAAGCCCGAUUCGAAGUUUCAGCGCGAUUGAGGGUGAUGUUCGGGCUGCGGUGAUUUCCUGGGCUGUGCUAUGGACUGUUCUGGGAGCCCACGUGGACUCGAAGGCAAACGUCACCGUGCUCGAAGAUUUCCCCCGCCUCUCCCAGCCGGUGCUUUUCUUCGUCCUAGGAUGUCUUUUGACGUGCGGGGAAGACUGGGAAACGGCGGAGUCGCACGUCGUUAAAAACAGCAUCAGUCCUACAUUUAAGAAAACUACGCCCGAGCAGUGCGAGGCUAUGCUGCUGAUCAUGUGCCUGGAUGAGCAACUCUCGGUGGCCCAGCUAGACGGACACGUCGCCAACACUGACAGGUCUUGCCAUCGCCUGUGGUAA